AUGGAUGGAGGUGUUCCUGCGAGUUCCGAGGACGACGCAACAAGAUCUCCCUCCCCGACGAGACGAGUUCAGGAGACGACGAGAGUUGGGGGAUGUGAACGACUGCAGGUGGAGAAUUGGGGUUUGGUUAUGCGGGUGAAUCGCUCAAAUGGCAUGGGAACCAAACUUCCCUUCGAAAAUCCUUUAAUAUUGCACUCAAAUGUGAUGUGGGAGAAGGAAUGCAUGGGGAAUUUCAUUCCAUGCAUGGGAAGGCGGAAUGAAGAAAGAGUUGCAGGUGUUGGGGUCGUUCAAGUACCCGAACCUAAUUGGAAGCGUCAUAAACGAGAUCGGUUUCGACGGGAAUCCACUCUCUUUGUUGUCAUCAAUACGUGGGAACGAUUCUUCUUCAUCGAUCCAGGUUGA
Linum trigynum is the source of this 402-nucleotide messenger RNA. Lineage: Eukaryota; Viridiplantae; Streptophyta; Magnoliopsida; Malpighiales; Linaceae. The record is from the annotation of a GenBank genome assembly.